CAAUUUUUCAUAAAAAUAGCAUUAAAAAGUCUCACACAGUCACUAAGAAAAUUUGAAAAAAAAUUAUUUAAAAAUGAAAAAACAUGUUUAAAAUAUUAAAAAUCUAUAAAAAAAUGUAUACUGCAAAGUUUUUAUUAGAAAAAUCCCAAAAAUAAACUAUGAAAUUAUGUUAAUUUGAGACAUUUUAUAGAAACAGACCUCAACUCUUAAGAUAUAAAAUGGGAAAAAAUCUAUAAUACAUUUUACAGUGUAACUAGAAAAAAAGAUUUUCAGAUUUUAGAUACGAAAUCAAAUUAAUUUCUACAAAGAAAACAAUAAAAAUGGCAAAAACUAUUUAAAAACGCACUAUUCUUUUUGAAUUGAAGAAGCAAAAAAUAGUAGUUAAAUUUAAAUAUUUUUUAAAAUCGCAGUGAAAAAUGCCUUUAGCUACCAGUACAUCAGCUCAACAAUUGCGUCCAUUAACACUGGCUGGACCAGAACGUGAACCAGUACAAUUCACUGUAAAUCUGGUUGGAGCACCAGCUGAGGUUGAGCAACUGGUACAGCAAAUAAAAACUGUUGCUGAACAGUUCCUAUAUCAUUGGAAAACAUUUCCCAUUGUUCUUCCUCAACCCCUUCGGUCGUGCUUUAACCCUAAGCAGUUCUGGCAAUAUGGCUCCAAUACGGUAGGCAAUCGUAAACCCAGACCCAUUAAUUUAAGGGAUUUAUUCAUAGCACCACCCUUUGAUGAGCUUGAUGGUGCUUCUGAUGGUACUGGCGAUCCACGGCGUCUAACGAAUUCCCAAUUGAAAUCGUUGCGUGAGAAUGGCUUACAAAAGGAUAAAUAUGGAAAACCCAAGAAAUUAACUUUGGAACAAUUGGAAACCAUACGUAAAAAUGGAGAAUUUAAUGUUCCCAGUUUGCAUUUUCCGGGUCAAGUGCAUAAAUGGCGUUUAUCGCAGCUAUUGCAAAAAGGCACUUUACGCGCUCAUGAUUCAUUUUUAAGUGAUUUGGCUUUGGCUGCUCGUUUUCUAGUGGUUACAGCUCGUGGUCGUAUAUUUUCUCAUUUCUUUUCGGUUUAUCAUGCUAUACACGCUCUACUCCAUGGUCUGGUCAGAGUGGUCGAUAUGUUUAUUGGAGUACCCGCUCUGUUGGCCCACAAUUUGGACUAUAAAAUUAAAGAGGAAAGAUGUCGUUUUCUGAUAGCGGAACUUGUGUGCAGGUCCGAAUUCGAAGACUGUUUAGAUGGUCUAUGCUCAUAUGUGCGUAAAAUGUUGCGUCGUGCCACCAUGGAGAAAUUCGACUUUAAUAGUUGUGAUGUCUCACAGCCAGUGCCAUAUCUCUUCUUAACGCCCAAGGGACAAGAAAUCGAUUUGCGACUCUUCUGUCGCGAUGUUAUGCGCAAAGCUUUGCCCAUUUUGAUUGGCAUACUAGAGCGGGAAACUCGUGGUUGGUUUCUACACUUCCGUGAACGUUUAAUAGCCGAAUUGAGAGCUAAAAAGUUGACAGAUAAAGAAAUCGAAGAAGAAGUUAAUGAGGCUGUAAUGAAAGAGUAUUUACAACGUGUUUACACAUCAAUAUUAUCCAAUCCUAAAUUGGCCGAACUAGGCGAUGGUAUACCUGAGUUAUUAGUGCAGCAGGCCCAGUCGGUGGUGAUCAUGUAUAAGGCAGUGGAUAAAGUACAAAAGGAUAUUAAACGCUCACGGGAAGAUCAUCAGAAAUGUUUGUCAAAUGAUCAUUCGGUGUUGUCGAGAGUGGCACCCUGGUUGCGUUCGAAAUUAAGACAUGCUGAAGAAAGUAAAUUAUCCAAGUCAGCCUGGUCGGCCCAUGAGGAAGCUUUGAAAAUGUGCUCGAAACAUAAUCUACAUCAAACUGCCUACUUUUUAGGGCGAGAUUUGGCUUUCAUGAAGGAGCGUGAACCGGUAUUGCUGAAAGAGUUGAAAAAUGCCAAAACACCCACACGUAGUUUUCAAUGGGCCUGUCGCAUUUGGUCACCUAAGUCCUGGAUUAUACGUAGAAAUUUCCAAGGCCAGUCGGAUGUUAUACCCACGGUCAUAAGUCAACAGGCCACCUCGAUAGUAACGCCCAGAUCAGAUCCUAGUCAACCGGUGUUCUUAGUGGAAAAGGAAAUUGUGCGCACCACCAGCACAAGGUGGCCCUUCUGGCGUUUAUUGAAUUUAAUGCAGCGUACUUGGUGUUGGACCUGGAAUAUGAUGUUUCUGUUGGGCAUUUUGGUGCCCUGGUGUAGUCCCGUAAGUUUGCGGGCCCUGUUCUGUGUUAAGCCUUUCAUGCCAGACCUAGAGUUGUCACAAAUCAAUGGCACCCUUUUUCCGCGCAAGACAAGCAUAACGCAGACUAUGGCCUCACGUCUAAUAGAGCUCUGGCGACACAUAUCAAAAUCAAGAACGCAUUUUGAAACUGAACCGGAUACGGGUUUCAUAGGCAAGGGAUUUACACGCAAUUUAAAUCGUGUUUGGAAUUAUUUUGUCAAAGGUUUUCUGGGCACUGUGGUUAUCUUGUUUGCCUUUCCCUUACUCUGUUUGGCCUGUAGUUUGCUUAGCAUUUUAUUGGCCUUAACAGCUCCUUUGUGGAUUCCCGUAUUUACUAUUUUAUUGCAUGUUUAUAUGAUAUUAAUUUAUGAUCUGGAUUCGCCGGACAAUGCACGCAAUCGCUAUUGUAUUUUAUUGGAGGCAUUAAUAUGGAAUAUUUUCAUACAGGGCUGUAUACAACCCAUAGCGGCAUUAUUAGUGGCCAGUAUAUUGUGUCCAUUGGUGUCCGGUUUGAUAUUAAUAGUUGGUGUGGUUCGUUACUCUUUGCGACUGUUGUGGGAUUCCCUUACAUUUCAUUUGUUCAUUAAGAAAUGUGGCCGUAUCCCGGCUUCCGAUAGUUUGGCUGUUAAACGUAUAGCCGGUCCCGGUUUGGCUCUCGACUAUUACUUUAUCAUUAGACCCGAGCAAGCUUUGGCUGCCUUUGAAGCCAAAAUGGAAUUGGAUGAGUUGCAAGCAUAUCAACAUGCCAUGGAACGUAUAAUAAUGCAACCACAAAAAGAUUUCUCUCAAUUUGUAGAGGCUUGUUUUGGUCCCUUUUCAGCCCAACUGUCGAAAAGUGGACCCUACUUGUCAUUGGAUCGUGAGGCUCAAGACUUAAUGACUACAUUGCAUGAGAAAUUAGAGAAACGUAGACGUGAAUUGCAAACCGCCUUGACCACACAAGUUAAAACCAGAAUAAAACUCAAUACCAAGGAACUAAAGAUUGCCAUACAACUUGCCGCCCAUAUACUGGAGAAAUACUAUCCGUCACAUAUUAUAGCUAGAUUAUCCAUAAGUGAGGAAGAAUUUUGGGAUAAUAAGGGCUUAACGGUCAAUGAUUGGCCCGGUUUAGCUGGCCUCAUUUAUACCGAAAUAUUUAGCUUAGAUUUUCUCACACCUCUAAUGGAAAACGAUACGCAUUUCAAACUGGAACCACAUCCAACUUUGGAUUUGACUCGCUACACCGAAAUGGUACAAAAUGCCACAGAUGUUAUUGGUUCCAAAGGUUUAGAUCUCUUGGGUAAUGUUUAUGCUCCGCGUGGUAAUGUACAAGUACUACCAUUCCUGGAAGUGACCGCCUUUAAUCCUAGAUCUAGAAUAACAUUAACUUUCAGAAAACCAGAGAAACGGGACAUUUCCGUUGGUUUGACCACACCUCGCGUUCGUGCCCAUCGUGCUGCCCAGCAAACAAAAACUUCCGAUACUCAUAAACCCUGGCGUCCCUGGAAAAAGAAGUCAGACGAUAAAAGUUUAUCGGAAAAGUUAUUGAUACCUUUGCCGGUACCACAUCCUGUACAUAUAGCGAUUAAUAUCUACAAUCGUGAUGCUGAACAUCCCAUACCCUUAGACUCGGAACUAGUAUGGGAAAUAUUAAAAUCCAUAGAAGAUUGCCAAAGUGGUGAUGCAAUGGCCGUAGCUCAAACAGUUUCACGUUACCGUGGAGCUGUCACAGAAUCCAGUAACGAUUCGCUGGCAUCCAGCAGUAGUUUGGGUAGUACAAGAGAAUCUGGUGGUUCUGCCACUGGUUCGGGUUCUGGUAUUGCCAAUGGCAACAACACCGAAACAUUGCCUUGUGUUAAUCGAGAGGUUUGCACUCAAGUUAAAGUGGCCGAAGAACAACCACCCAGUUCUGGUUUCCAUUGGACCCUAAGUAAUUGGGGUGCCGCACAAACUGCCCGCAGGCGUACCAAUUCCAAUGUACGUGUAGAUUUAGCCAGUCCUGAGGAUAUUUCCUUAGAUACAGACAGUUCAAGAGCUGUUUUCAAUCCCUAUGGAACAACUGUCUAAGACAUUCGCCAUCAUAAUGCUCUCAUUCAUUCAUACACACACACUCUACACUCUUUAAGAAAACAAUGUUAUACAAUGGUAAAUUGCUUUUUUAUUAACUUUUUAUUAGAUAAAACAAAACAAAGUGAAGAAAAUAUUUUAUAAGAACCUAUAAACAACUAACACUUUUUAUGUGUUAAAAAACAACAAAAACAAAUUAAAAAAGAAGAAAACAUCAUUAUUAUGAAAAGUUAUAAUUAAAAUUAUAACAAAUUAAGUCAUUAACUCGAACAAUUCUAAAAAAAAAUCGUAAAACAAAAUCAAGAAAUCAAACUACUUUAAUCUAUAUUCUCAUAUACAUACUAUAUACAUACACACCCAUAAAAUUAUCUAGAUAGUUAGUAUAUCUAGACUAUAUAUUUCCAUUUAUAAAUUUACAUAAAAAAACAUAGAUAUUUUACUAAAAAGAAAUAUAUCCAUACAAAAUUACAUUUACCUAUACAUACAUAAAUGUAUUGAACUAAUCUGUAUUCCUUAUUUAGUUAUCUAUUUUUCAAAAUAUUAACCCUUUUGAAUCUCAUAAUGUACACAAAAAGAGAAAUAUCCAUAUUGAUAUUUAAUCUUCUACUUAGGCCUUUCAUUUUCUUUUAAGAAAACUUUAGUUUCCUUUUUUAUUUAAUUUACAAUAUUUUAAUCUAGUCGUUUAUAUACAAAUUAUAUUGAAAAAAAAAACACAAAAGUUUUCUUUUUAAGCUAAAAAGAAACGAGUAUUUUUUUAACACAUAAUGGCGGUAUUUGAAAAGAACAAAUUAUAUAACAUUUCCCAGAUUUCAAAAUGUGGUGGACCGAUUUAUGUUUAAAAAACUUUAAUAAAAAAUUUUCUGACGUAUGACUUUUCUACAGAAAAUCAUAUGUUAAAGGCUUUUUAUUGAAAAUCUUCUGUUUGAAAGAUUUUUUUAUAAAAAAUCUGCUGUUGAAAGACUUCUACGGAAAAUCUUUUGUAAAAACACUUUUUAAUAAAAAGUCUUAUAUAGAAAGACUUUUCUAUAGGAAAUCUUUUACUAAAAGACUUCUCUCAGUUCCACUUCAGUUUUAGUUCAG
This is a messenger RNA of Lucilia sericata (common green bottle fly), 5375 nucleotides long. RefSeq lists its product as uncharacterized. Lineage: Eukaryota; Metazoa; Arthropoda; Insecta; Diptera; Calliphoridae. The record is from RefSeq and is a predicted model, not a curated record.